Molecule: messenger RNA, 1962 nt
Organism: Melanotaenia boesemani (Boeseman's rainbowfish)
Lineage: Eukaryota; Metazoa; Chordata; Actinopteri; Atheriniformes; Melanotaeniidae
Gene: cep57l1
Product: centrosomal protein 57, like 1
Exons: 11
Coding region: 174-1625 (483 amino acids)
Cellular component (GO): centrosome
Molecular function (GO): microtubule binding; identical protein binding; gamma-tubulin binding
Source: RefSeq, a predicted model, not a curated record
GCGGCAAAACGGAGGGAAAUUUAAAAAGUCCGGACUGUUUAGCAAGUGGUGAAAAGCUAACUUUUAGUCAACCAGAGAUAAACAACUGUUUUUAAUUUAAGUAAACACACCGAGAGACUUAAAGAGAAGUGUAUGAGUAUGUAUGAUUAGUUUGGAAACAUUACCAUCUUACUAUGGAGACACAUCACGAUCAGAUUUUAGACUCACCCUCCAAAAACAGUUACAUUGGGAGCUACUACCGGCCUUCAGAGAGGAUACAAUCAGUAUCAAGACAGCUGGAGCUUCCUGCUCAUUCUUCUGUCAGCUUGGACCAGACUCCCAGGCGUCUGUCUCAAACAACACGUAAUAUUGACAGUAAAGCUGUUGUUGAUGCCCUUAAGACCCUCCAGGAGAAAAUUCAGCGAUUGGAGCUGGAGAGGAAGCAAGCAGAGAAGAGCUACCUUCAGUUUUCACAUGAUGCUCAAAAGCACCAGCAAGUCACAGCAUCACAUAGUCAACCAGCAGCUAGCCGGCUUGCAGCAGAUACCACCGUCAAGAGAGAGCUUGACUCAAAACUGCAGUCUGCAGAGGCUCGCUGUAAGGUUCUUGAGAAGCAGCUGGACUACAUGAGGAAAAUGGUCGAAAAUGCCAAAAACAAUCGCACUGCUCUAAUGGAAAACCAGGCUUCACUGCAGAGCCAGCAGACAAACAGCUCAAGCAACCCAACUCAGCGAGAGAAGCUGGAGAAACUUGAAUCUGAGUGUCUCAGACUGAACAGAACCCAAACUCUUGCAGAGAUGAAACUUGCCAUUUUGGAGCAGAAGCUGCUAAAAGAAGAGCAUGAACGGAAGCUAGUGCAGGAGAAGGCAGAUGAGCUGCAGAGGGAGUUAGACGUCAACCUACGACUGUCUGUGCCAACUAAUGAAGAAACAAAGUCAAAGAAGAAGACAAAAAAGUCAACAAAGAAAACCUCUGAACAGAGCAAGCUGGAAACAGGCAGCCCAAAACACCAGAAAAUGCCCUUUGUGGCAGGAACAUCAACAAGUCCAAGCCAUUCAGUCCACGCCAAUGUUCAAAGCAUCCUUCACAUGAUGAAGCACCAUCAGCCUAAGCUGUGUAAACAAGUGAGCGCCCUGCACAGGUCUGGAUUUGGAGCCAGAAAAAGCCUUCACAAGGAAUUUUCUACAUCUUCCACGGCUUUCCAGAAACCUGAUGGUCAAUCUGUGGAUCAGUCACUGAACUUGCUAUCCGACCUGCUUUUGGCUCUUCAGGAUGAGCUCGGCCAGAUGAGUUUCGAGCAUCAGGAAUUGGAGCAUCAGAUAGAUUCAACUCAAGAUCAGGAGCAGAAGGAGGACCUGCAGAGAGACCUGGAGCGGUUAGUCGCCCGGAUGGAGGAGAAGGGAGCUCAGAUCUUGAAGCUCCGCAAACACCAGCAGACGGUCCAUAGACUGACCCAGAGUCAGUCACUUGAUGAGGAACGCACAGCCAAGAAGCUGAGUGGGAUGCAGCCACCAGCUCCCUCCCCUGUUAAGACACAACAGAAAGGAAAGAAAGGUACAGCUGCUCCAAAUAAUUUGCAGCUUCUCAGAGAGACCCAGAAGUUCAGAAACAGCCUAAAACAAGACGACCUGUCCUGGGAAACAUGAGCUUCUCUACAAGACCGUUCUUUAUGAUACCACAGCUGGAUUAAUCACAAGACUCACCCUGGUUCCCUGCUGCCUGUUUUCCUCAUCUUUAAACAGCUUGAGAGCUUUUUUUUUUUUUUAGCAAGAAAUCAAAGAUGGAAUAAAGUACUUUACAAGGGACUCAUGUAUUGUUAUAAAACCUAGUGUUUUCUAGACAAAGAUAUUGCACUUAUCAGGCCACUCGUGUCAUAGUUUGUAAGCCAUGGCUCAAAGAAAAUCUCACUUCAAAUGAAACUCGAUUAAAUUACUUUUUUUUUUUUUUUGUAUUUUUUUUAAUAAAGAAAUUUCUUUUUCAACA